Molecule: messenger RNA, 618 nt
Organism: Parnassius apollo (apollo)
Lineage: Eukaryota; Metazoa; Arthropoda; Insecta; Lepidoptera; Papilionidae
Source: the annotation of a GenBank genome assembly
AUGAGUACAACAGAAUCUUGGAGUGGUGGAACUGACGAAGAGUAUGAAACUCAACAUUUUGGUUUUGGAGCCCAACGUUUUAAAAUUGCCGUGCGACAAAUGGUGAAAGAUAAAAUUAGAGAGGGCGUCAAGGAAAUGGAAUCGUUUUUGCAAGAGGAAUUAGAUCUCAACGACACUGAUAAAGCAGCUUUAACGCAGUCUUGUGAUAAUUUAAUAAAUUUGUAUUACUCACGUGCGGAUCCAUCUUUUAAAAUUAUUGAUGAUGAAAUUGAAAGAAUGUUAAAAAUUCCCGAUAAUGUUUUGUUACCAGAAGACGAGAUUCAACUACAACAAGUGUCUAAAGAGGAAUAUAAUAACUUGAAAGAAGAAGUAGCAUUAUUGCGAAAACGUGUUGAACGUGCGGCUUUAAUGGAAAGUUUGCUUAAUUCUGAAUUAGAGGAGCUUGAGUCUGUUGAAAAGGUGUGUGAAGCUGCCAAAAAGGAUAUGCAGGUGCUGGAUUUGCUUGUAGAAAACUUUGGAACAAGUGAUAGUGUUAAAGCUAUUGCGGAUGAAACAGAGUCUCUUUGUGCCAGUGUACCAUUUAUAAAGGAAAGUGAAAAUACAACAUUGGACGGUUGA